AUGGUUAGAGUUGUUGAAAGAUCACGACUUGAACAUUUUGUAUCAUCCUGGGGGGCGAAUAUUGCUGCUGAUGCAUUGAGCCGGAAAUCUAUGGAUGGAGAGUUAGUGGGAGUCACACCCGCGCGAUCUGAUAUUUCAGAGAGAAUCAAGUCCAAGCAAUACGAAGAUGGACCAUUGGUGAAACUGCGAGAUGGAAUGGAAAAGGUCGAGUACACUUUAUUCACAGUUGGGGCUGAUGACUAUGUCCUAAGGCUGCAGGGACGUCUAUGUGUUCCCGAUGUUGAUGGAUACACCAAGAUGUAUAAAGAUUUGAUGCAUCACUAUUGGUGGAGGAGCAUGAAGGUUAAGGCUGAACAUCAAAGGCCUGGAUGCCUUGCUCGGAAUAUCAAAAUUUCACAAUGGAAGUGGGAGGUGAGCAAUAUGGAUUUUGUUGUGGGUUUACAGCACACAAAGGCCAAGUUUGAUUCAAUUUGGGUGAUCGUGGAUAGACCCACAAGGUCUAUCCAUCUUCUUCAUGUGAAGAUGACAGAUACCGCGGUGCAGUAUGCCAAGUUAUAUCUAAAGGAGAUAGUUAGAUUGCAUGGGAUUCCGACAUCCACCAUAUCUGAUAGACGUACGCAAUUUACGGCUCAUUUAUGGAAAUAG
Lycium ferocissimum is the source of this 645-nucleotide messenger RNA. RefSeq lists its product as uncharacterized. Gene Ontology annotation, molecular function: nucleic acid binding. Lineage: Eukaryota; Viridiplantae; Streptophyta; Magnoliopsida; Solanales; Solanaceae. The record is from RefSeq and is a predicted model, not a curated record. The coding region runs from base 1 to 645 and encodes 214 amino acids. The transcript is spliced from 4 exons.